AUGACCUUGGCUGCUUCAAAACCACAGCUUCCUAAAGCGAAUGGACAAACCUGGGGGAGACUGCUGAAAGUCUUUGACUUGUCCUUGGCUGCGAUCUUCAUUUUGAUCACUGAAUUCUUUGAAAAGCUUGCUUACUUUGGAUUGAGAGCUAUCCUGGUUUUGUACUUCACUGAUGCACUCUUCCUGACUGAGAGCAAAGCCACGUCGUUCUACCAUGUCUUCAUCUUCUUCUCCGUAACCUUCACCAUCUUCGGAGCGUUCCUCUCAGACUUCUGCUUUGGUCGAUACAGGUGUAUUCUGAUCUCCACCAUAUUGUACCUGUCUGGUACCGUUAUUUUGUCAACCACUGCCAUUUCAGUACUAAAUGGAAAGUCAGGUGUGGGUUCCUACAUUGGAUUCUUUCUCAUUACCUUGGGAUCUGGCUGCAACCGAUCCAACAUGUCACCUUUUGGUGCUGAUCAGAUUGGUGCAAAAGAGGAGAAACGAUACCGGAUGUACUUCUCAUUUUAUUACUUUUCGAUGAACUUGGCAUCCUUAAUCUCUGGUAUUGCCAUACCGAUUCUGAGAGAGGAUGUCCACUGUUUCAAUGCAGACUGCUACCCCCUUGCAUUUGGAGUUUCUGCGAUAGCCCUAUUACUGGCUUUAGUGGUCUUUGGACUGGGCACUUUCAGUUACAAGAUCUACCCACCAACUGGAAACCUGUUUUGCAAAGUGGCCUCUGCCUCAGGGAGUGCACUGAAAAACAAGAUCAAAUGGUUGAUGAAUAAGAAGAAGGAAAAAGCUAAAGACCAUUGGUUGGACUGGGCUGACGCAAGCUAUGAGAAAAAGAUCAUCAGCGAUGCGAAACGCCUGUGCAACUUGCUGAUGUUAUACCUACUGCUGCCAAUGUACUGGGCCCUCUAUGAGCAGCAGGGCUCACGGUGGACCCUUCAGGCGCAGGAGAUGGAUCGCAAUGUGGGUUCGCUCCAACUGAAACCAGACCAAUUGCAGACCCUGAACGUAUUCUUUGUGCUGUUGCUGUUGCCAUUGUUUGAAGGAGUCAUCUAUCCUCUGUUUGAGAAGAUAAACUUGCAACUUCACCCAGUUGCAAGGAUGUCCAUUGGUCUAUUUGGAGCUGUUGUUGCAUUCUUGAUUGCUGGGAUUGUCCAGUUGCAAAUUCAGAAGUGGCAGGUUCUACCUCAGCAAGAUGGUGUGACUGAACUGAAAAUUUAUAAUGGAGCGUUUUGUAAACUUAACAUUGAUUUUUUGGAAAAUCAUUUUGUGAUGGAUCAGCACAUGCUCUCUCCCCACUAUCCUGCGCCCAUCGAUCCUUACCCACUACGCAUCGCUCCUUUGCACUGCUUAGUGCCUCCGUUGUCAGAAAGCUUCAACUUCACAAUGGGCUCAGAGGCCAGAAGUACCCUCUUCAUCAUGCAAGAUCUCAAGAGUAGGGAAUUAACUGUUGAACAGAUUCCUGACAACAAUAUGAAGAUUUUGGAUAACUUAGCACUUGUUCGGAUUUUGCUCCUGCCGGGAACAGCGUCAAUGAACCACAACAGAACUGUGAGAUUGAUGUGCAAACCAGAUACUUUUGAAGAUUUAGCUGUAAUGGCAUCUGUCGUAUCAAACUACACAUCUGUGCAACUAGGCAGGUGCUCUUUAGAGCUGUCAGAGGAGGCUGGGCUCAGAUUUCUGCCUGUUGGGGGAGAGGUGGUGCUGAAGGAAGGUGGAGUUUAUACAAUUGUUCUCUAUCAAGCAAACAACACAGCAAAUGUCACCAUGCAGUUGCUCAUUGACAGUUGGCCAAAGACGGUCUCGGUGAUGUGGCAGAUUCCACAGUACCUGGUACUCGCAAUAUCUGAGAUACUGUUUGUGGUGCCUGGUCUGCAUUUGGCUUAUACUCAGGCACCGUCUUCUAUGAGGUCCGUGACAACAGCAGCUUGGUUUGCUAUCCAAGGUGUGGGAAAUCUCAUCGUUGUGAUAAUUGCAGAGAGCACACUAAUAAAGAACCAGGCAGUGGAGUUCUUCGUGUUUGCUGCACUCAUGGGACUGAUUUCGCUCAUCUUCUUUGCCACGUCAAGGUAUUAUAAAUAUCAACCGAUUGACACCAACGGCACAGGCAAAGCGGCUGAAUCUGAUGUUCUGAAGUCAGAUUUAAAACCACCUUCACUUUACUCAGACAAAGAGGACAACAGGUAGCCCCUCAUGAAACUAAGGAGCUAUUCAUCUGGAGCCUUCCAACACACAAGUGGAAGUCAGCACAGUUUGUGUGUGUGUUUGUGUGUGUGUUUGAGCAUGUGUGUAUGAGUACAAGUUAAUCUUAAGCAAUAUUUUCACUGACCUCAACUAAGUGUUUACUUUGAUUGAAACUUGACAUUGAACAUAAUGUUUGCGGUCUGGAUCUUGUACAGCCGAUGUAAACUCUGAUGAGAUCCAGAGACUAUACAACCACAGCAGAAAUCUGCAAUCAUCAAGUUCUAACUUUUGUUUUGGCUUGAUAUGAGCAAUAAACUCAAUGUGUGCAGUGAUACAAAAGUUGCUCUGGAGAUUUUCUGUAUUGCUUCAUUAUCAUUAAAUGGUGCUUAUGAAGGUAGCCAAUGAUUCCCUCAAGGCAAUGUCCCAGUCAGCUUUCAUCAAUGACCUUCCUUCCAACAUCAGGUCAGAAGUGGGAUGUUCACUGAUGGUUGCACAGUGUUCAAUUCCAUUCCCAGCUCCUCGGCAAAUGAAACCAUGAAUCCCAUCAUGUAGCAAGACUCCGGUAGGGGCUGAAAGGUGGCAAGUAGUGCUCACACCACCAAGAGAAAACUUACUGAAAACUUACCUCAAUACUGUUGGCACAUGCUCCAACAUCAGCAUCCCAUGGAUGAUCACCAACAACUUAAAGUUCAACUGAACCAGUUGUAUUAAUUAAUACCAAGAAGUGUCAGAGAUUGGGUAUUUUAUGGUGAGUGAAAGAUUGUUCCAACAUGUUAGUACAAUCUUCUCAUCCUUUAAAUUAGCUGAGUAUUAGGUGAGAAUCAGUUACUACAUAUUGAAACAGUUUUUUCUGGCAUCCUUGAGACUCAACUGCUGUCAGAUUAUCAGAAAUUCAGACAACAGAAAUUAUUCCUGAUUAUGAGCUGGCAAACUGCCCCUUUUUAAGCAUAGACAUGUUACCUGGCUACGCAGGGUUCCGAGACUUGUCAGUAUUCCAAAUUUCCAAAGUCUGAAAUGCUGUCAGCCAAGAUUGCAAAGGUUGCCCUGUUAGUUACUGUUAGCUAAUAAGUAUUAUAAUCUAUUAACAUGUUAGAACUGAUCUGAGUUAAUUUUAGAUCUUGGUUAGAUUUUCAUUAAUAUUAAUUAGUAUAGAUCUAUACUGCAUAUUCAAAAUAGAUUUAAAACAACAGCUGCCAGA
Hypanus sabinus (Atlantic stingray) is the source of this 3373-nucleotide messenger RNA. Its product is annotated as solute carrier family 15 member 1-like. NCBI's taxonomy places the organism in Eukaryota, Metazoa, Chordata, Chondrichthyes, Myliobatiformes, Dasyatidae. The transcript has 21 exons. The coding region runs from base 1 to 2178 and encodes 725 amino acids. Gene Ontology annotation, molecular function: dipeptide transmembrane transporter activity. Gene Ontology annotation, cellular component: membrane. The record is from RefSeq and is a predicted model, not a curated record. Gene Ontology annotation, biological process: transmembrane transport.